AUGUCUAUGGGUCAUGUUUGUGAUAAUCCUCUAUUAAAAAACGCAGAAAAAUUCCCAGAUUCUUGGUUUACUGCCUUCCCAAAGAGUCGUAGUGCUUCUAAAGCAAGAAUAUCCAGUGGUAGUUCAUGGUGUGCUCCUGCUGCAGAUGGCAAUUAUUAUUUUCAACUAAAUUUCCCAAGUCUUUAUGCAGUUAACGUUAUCGCAAUCUUUGAAGACAGUUCAAGUUCAAGCUUUGUAACUAAAUAUCACUUGCAGACAAACAUUGAUGGUGUGAGCUGGAUAUCUGAAAAAUCCCAGAAGAUUUAUCUAGGAAACAAAAAUGGUUACAAUGAUGCGGCUAUAGAAAAGUUUUCUGGUGGCCUUAAAUCCAAAGCUUUGCGAAUCUUUCCAUUGAAAUUUGUUGGUGCACCGUGUUUACGAAUUGAAAUUUGUGGUGGAGACUUACUCCCAGAUAAACCAACAGAUCUCAUUGCAACCAAAUCUGCAUCGACGUACCUCGAGAUAUCAUGGAAACAUCCCAAAAAAACUGGUGUAAAACUUGGUACAAAUAUCUCGAAUCCUCUUACAAGAUAUCUAUUGAUUUUGCUGAAGGAUACUAUGAUUGUUUUUUAUAAAACUCUGGAGGUAACUGACAAAAAACCGUACAACAUUACGAAUCUUGUUCCUUACGCAACGUAUAAAGUUAAUGUGUUCGCUGGCAAUUCUGAAGGCUUUGGUAGAUCAACUACAGCUACUUUUAGAACUGCUGAAGAUGACGGUGGAAAUACUGGUGCCAUUGCUGGUGUAGUUGUAGCUGCAAUUUUGCUCAUUAUUUUUGUCAUAUUGGUCAUUCUUUUUGUUAGGAUCAAUUCAAACUCUGCUACAGUGCAGUGAACUGCGUAUUGUAGUUAUUUGACGGCUACUAAAAGUUCUCAAAAAUGGGGGAAGUUGAAUUUUUUUCGCGAAAUUAUUAGACGUUUUCUGAAAUUUAACGUACUAUAGAAGAAUAUGAUUAAGCAUAGAAUUUUAUUUCCUUUUUAACUAUAAGAGUGAACGAGAGUGAAUGAUUCUGAACAGUAUUUGAAAACAAUUUGGAACAUAACAUCAAAUUUUUAGACUAAGGAUGUAGUCAAUAUUUGAAAUAGGAUAACGGCUGUAAUAAUUUUUAUCUAAAUACAUUAAAUAAGAAAUAAAGUUAAAUUACAAA
Xenia sp. Carnegie-2017 is the source of this 1186-nucleotide messenger RNA. RefSeq lists its product as uncharacterized. The transcript is spliced from 5 exons. Lineage: Eukaryota; Metazoa; Cnidaria; Anthozoa; Malacalcyonacea; Xeniidae. Bases 1 to 873 code for a protein of 290 amino acids. The record is from RefSeq and is a predicted model, not a curated record. Gene Ontology annotation, molecular function: protein binding.